UCCCCGCCCGUGCCAGCCGGGCACCCCGGGCCGGGCACCCACGGGGGCUGCGUGGUGUUACAGUCCAUCCUGUUCAUAGGAGAGGUGGCUGACAUGGAGUCACUGACCAUCUGGGAGCAGCACACAGCCACGCUCUGCAAGGACCCCCGCCGUGGCUUUGGCAUUGCCAUCUCCGGAGGCCGGGACCGGUCCAGCCAAUCCGUGGUGGUGUCCGAUGUGGUACCAGGAGGCCCUGCGGAGGGCAGACUCCAAACUGGGGACCACAUCGUCAUGGUGAACGGGGUCUCUGUGGAAAAUGUCACUUCUACUUUUGCCAUUCAGAUUCUCAAAACCUGCUCCAAAUUGGCCAACAUCACAGUCAAGCGGCCCCGUCAGGUCCAGCUCCCUGCUACCAAGGCCAGCCUUCCUGGCCCAGGGCACCAGGAAUCGGACGAGGAGGACGGGCAUGCCCGGGGCUACGAGGGAGGCUCGUCCAGUGGCUCGGGGCGCUCCUGGGGCGAGCGAUCGCGCCGGCCCAAGGCCGGGCGCCGGAGCCGGGCUGGCAGCCAUGGGCGCCGGAGCCCGGGUGGCGGCUCGGAGGCCAACGGGCUGGCCCUGGUGUCUGGCUACAAGCGGCUCCCCAGGCAGGACGUGCUCAUGAAGCCUGUGACAUCGGUGCUGGUGAAAAGAAGCAGCAGCGAAGAGUUUGGGGUGAAGCUGGGCAGUCAGAUCUACAUCAAGCAUAUCACAGAUUCAGGCCUUGCAGCGCGGAACCGUGGGCUGCAGGAAGGGGACCUCAUCCUGCAGAUCAAUGGCGUGUCCAGUGAGAACCUGUCGCUGAGUGACACGCGGCGGCUCAUCGAGAAGUCGGAGGGGAAGCUGACCCUGCUGGUGCUCAGGGACCGAGGGCAGUUCUUGGUGAACAUCCCCCCGGCCGUCAGCGACAGUGACAGCUCCUUUCUGGAUGACAUCUCAGACCUCAACUCGGAAUCAUCGCAGGCGCCACCACCCCACGUCCCGCCACCGCCGGGGCAGAGGCAGAGGACCGCCCAGGCCAGCCCCGCCCACUCCCCGGCUGAGAGCCCCCAGUUUCGGCGGGAGAGGUCAGUGGAUUCCAGGACUAUCUCAGAACCAGACUCACCCAGAGAAAGCAACUAUGACAUUUACAGGGUGCCCAGCCGUCAGAGCUUGGAGGAUCGUGGGUACAGCCCUGACACACGGGUUGUCCGCUUUCCUAAGGGCAUGCACAUUGGGCUGCGGCUGGCUGGUGGUAAUGAUGUGGGCAUCUUCGUGUCCGGGGUACAGGCGGGCAGCCCAGCUGACGGCCAGGGCAUCCAGGAGGGAGACGAGAUACUGCAGGUGAAUGACACGCCCUUCCGGAACCUGACCCGAGAGGAGGCCGUGCAGUUCCUGAUGGGACUGCCUGCAGGAGAGGACAUGGAACUCGUGACCCAACGGAAGCAGGACAUCUUCAAAAAGAUGGUGCAGUCCCGCGUGGGCGAUUCCUUCUACAUCCGCACGCAUUUCGAGCUGGAGGCUAGCCCGCCCUCCGGCCUGGGCUUCACCCGUGGCGAUGUCUUCCACGUGGUGGACACGUUGUACCCGGGCGCUGGGCAGAGGCACAGCAGAGGAGGCUACUGGCUGGCUGCACGCAUGGGCCGCGACCUCCGGGAGCAGGAGAGAGGCAUCAUUCCCAACCAGAGCAGGGCUGAGCAGCUGGCCAGCCUGGAAGCCGCUCAGCGGGCUGCAGGCUUGGGGCCUGGAUCAUCUUCGGGUUUGAAUGCCAGAGCUGAGUUCUGGAGGCUUCGGGGACUUCGGCGGGGGGCCAAGAAGACCACCCAGCAGAGCCGUGAGGACCUGUCGGUGCUGACCAAACAGGGCCACUACCCACCCUAUGAGCGUGUGGUGCUGAGAGAAGCCAGCUUCAAACGCCCAGUAGUGAUCCUGGGACCUGUAGCUGACAUUGCCAUGCAGAAGUUGACAGUGGAGAUGCCUGACCAGUUUGAAAUUGCAGAGAGCGUGCUGAGGACAGACAGCCCAUCCAAGAUCAUCAAACUGGACACAGUGCGCGUGAUCGCAGAGAAAGACAAGCACGCACUCCUGGAUGUGACCCCGUCAGCCAUCGAGCGUCUCAAUUACGUGCAGUACUACCCCAUCGUCAUCUUCUGCAGGCCCGAGAGCCGCUCGGCCCUCAAGGCGCUGCGGGAGUGGCUGGCGCCCGCCUCCCGCCGCAGUGCCCGCCGCCUCUAUGGGCAGGCGCAGAAGCUGCAGAAGCACAGCGGCCAUCUCUUCACAGCCACUGUCCCCCUGCAUGGCACCAGCGACGCCUGGUACCAGGAGGUCAAAGCUGUCAUCAGGGAACAGCAGACGCGGCCCAUCUGGACGGCUGAGGACCAGCUGGAUGGCUCCUUGGAGGACAACCUUGACCUGCCCCGCCGCGACCUUGCGGACAGCAACGCAGACCUCAGCUGUGACAGUCGGGCCAACAGUGACUACGAAGAGACGGACGGCGAGGGCGGUGUCUACACGGACGGCGAGGGCGGACCCCACACCGACGUGGACGAGGGACCCCCAGCCCCUGCCCUGGCUCGGUCCUCAGAACCAGUGCGAGUGGAGGAGUCCCCGGGCCCAAGGGAUCAUGGGAGAAUCCCAGCUCAGCGGGAGACCCAGGUGGACAGCCGCCACCCCCAGGCCCAAUGGCGCCAGGAUAGCAUGCGGACAUAUGAACGAGAAGCUCUGAGGAGGAAGUUCACCCGUGCCCGAGAUGUGGAGUCUUCCGAUGAGGAGGGCUACGACUGGGGCCCAGCCACUGACCUGUGACCCCUCCUGGGCUGUCAGCUGACACCUCCCUGGGCUGGGCCUGCUUUCCUCUGAACUUUGCCUCUGGCAGAGGAUGGAGGAUUCUCACUGAGCUGGUUUCCAGCUGCUUCUGAGGAGGCUAAGGGGAGAAGAGGCCACUUCUCCUUUCAGACCUGCAGACCCCAAACUGAGACUUUGUCCAUUCAAUAAACCUUUAAUUUUUUUUUCCCCCAGUCAUGAGGCUUGA
Dipodomys spectabilis (banner-tailed kangaroo rat) is the source of this 3025-nucleotide messenger RNA. It is a transcript of the gene Tjp3, whose product is annotated as tight junction protein 3. Gene Ontology annotation, biological process: establishment of endothelial intestinal barrier; positive regulation of blood-brain barrier permeability; cell-cell junction organization. The record is from RefSeq and is a predicted model, not a curated record. The coding region runs from base 94 to 2799 and encodes 901 amino acids. Gene Ontology annotation, molecular function: cell adhesion molecule binding. The transcript has 21 exons. Lineage: Eukaryota; Metazoa; Chordata; Mammalia; Rodentia; Heteromyidae. Gene Ontology annotation, cellular component: bicellular tight junction; plasma membrane.